AUGUUCACCUACAGCACACCUGACAUCACCGACAAUAUCCAGCCGUUCUUCGUCCGCUCUAGCUCGACUCCUCGACCAGACGAGAUUACCCUUGCUACUUUCAUCCCUCAGAACGAAUUCUCGGAAUUGGUUGCCCUCGUAGAGCGCUUCCCUGGUCCUAUCUCUGCGGUGCUGCAUAUCGACAGUCCAUCGGACUUGCCUGGUGCACCCAACCCGAUCAAGAGACUUCAAGCUCUGCGUGCUAGUAACCCAAAGGUGCGCCAGCAGGUCGACAUCCAUCUUAUCACCACGCCCCCAACCCAUCGCCAGAGCGUUUUUCUGCAACAAACCAACCUCCACCGCAACAUCGCCCGCUUCUUUGCUCGAUCUGACUAUGUACUCUUGCUGGAUUCGGAUGGUUCUCUGCCUAUGACCGAUGUGGCCAAGAGUUUUGCAAACUACCCUCAGUGGAUGGACAAGCUCCGUGCAGGCAACGUCUUUGUCCUACCAGGAUUCAAUGUCUCGAUGACAAGCCCAGUUGAUGAAGAGCAAAAUACCAAUGCUGGGCUGGUCCCAGCGCUGGCUCAGGCAUCCUUGCCCACCGACAAGGAGUCGCUGCUCGAUUUUGUUCGUACGGGUCAGGUUGUGCUAUCUGAGAAGACCUGGAAGCGAACCAUCCGCAACGUCGAUUUCAAUACCUGGGCGACCCAAACUCGUCUGAGCGCUAUUCAGAACUAUGACCCCUAUUUCAGCCCAUCUGUCGUCAUUCGAAGGGAUAAGAUGUUAUGGUGCCCAGAGAGAUUCGGCAACAACCAUGCUGCCUGCAUGUUUGAGCUCUACUUGAGCGGUGCUGACUUUUGGGUUCUGCCCAACGAUUUCACCGUCAAUGGCGGUACUCGAACAGAGCUACAGACCACAGAACGUGAGAAAACCAUCAACACCCGUCUCUACCAAAAGUUCCAUGAAGAAUCCUGCUUGAAGCAUGCGCGCGCCUUUUAUGCGGCAGGUGAAUGGGACUCUGAUCGUGCCCGCCACUGCCGAAUCAGCUGUCAAAAAGGUAAUGAUAUACUAUUUAACGCCUGA
Molecule: messenger RNA, 1062 nt
Organism: Gamsiella multidivaricata
Lineage: Eukaryota; Fungi; Mortierellomycota; Mortierellomycetes; Mortierellales; Mortierellaceae
Exons: 3
Coding region: 1-1062 (353 amino acids)
Biological process (GO): protein O-linked glycosylation via mannose
Molecular function (GO): xylosyltransferase activity; glucuronosyltransferase activity
Source: RefSeq, a predicted model, not a curated record